CCUUGUCUUGUCACUAUCACUAUCUGACACAUCCUCUUCCAACCGAUAACUUCCACCUUUCACCUCCUCCUCACUCCUCACAUCCCCAACCAUCGCCCGCUCAACCUACUUAGUCAAUCACCAUGCUCCGCCAAUCCAUCACCAAGCCUCUCACCAGCACUGUUAUCAGCCGCUCCUUCUCUGCUCUUGCCCCCAGAAUGGCUGCAGGUGAUACCGGUGCUCCCCGCGCUGGCGGUGUUCAGUCAAGUGACUCAUUCCAGAAGCGUGAGGCCGCCCAGGAAGGCCGAUACAUCCACGAGAAGGAAUUGGAGAAGCUCCAGAAGCUAAAAGCGAGCAUCAAGGAUCAGCGUGAUCACCUUGACAAGCUCGACAAGCACAUCGACGAGAUCACCAAGGAGCAGGGCGGCGAGCAGAACUAGAAUUUACGUGCACACUCCCCAAUACUCAACAUCCUCUAUAUCUUUCGAAGGUGACUUGUCAGCUGGGUCUACUACAUAAGCCUCUUGUUUCCUCAUUUUGUUUCUUCGCGCCUACUAUAUCCCCGCGAAUGUGUCACCCCCCUCUCUGUG
Aspergillus uvarum CBS 121591 is the source of this 569-nucleotide messenger RNA. RefSeq lists its product as uncharacterized. NCBI's taxonomy places the organism in Eukaryota, Fungi, Ascomycota, Eurotiomycetes, Eurotiales, Aspergillaceae. Gene Ontology annotation, biological process: negative regulation of ATP-dependent activity. The transcript has 4 exons. The record is from RefSeq and is a predicted model, not a curated record. The coding region runs from base 123 to 419 and encodes 98 amino acids. Gene Ontology annotation, cellular component: mitochondrion. Gene Ontology annotation, molecular function: ATPase inhibitor activity.